AUGGCGAACGCCAAGCUCGCGGUGGUGGCCAUGCUCGUGAUCCUACUGCAAGAAUCCACGUUAUGCGCCAUGGCACAGCACCACGACAGCGGCACCCCCGGGGUCAUGACGUGGAAUGGGUACCAGAGAGGCGAGGACGACGGGCCGUCGGAGUGCGACGGCAGGUACCACAGCGACAGGGACAUGGUCGCGGCGCUGUCCACGCGGUGGUACGAGGGCGGGCGCCGGUGCGAGAGGAUGAUCCGCAUCACCAGCACGCAAAACGGGCGCACCGUGGAGGCCAAGGUGGUGGACGAAUGCGACUCCAAGCAGGGGUGCAAGGACAACAUCGUGGUCACCUCCCUCGCCGUGUGGAAGGCGCUCGGGCUCGACGUCAACGUCGGCGAGGCCCUCGUCACCUGGUCCGACGCCUGA
Messenger RNA from Triticum turgidum subsp. durum (durum wheat), 414 nucleotides. NCBI's taxonomy places the organism in Eukaryota, Viridiplantae, Streptophyta, Magnoliopsida, Poales, Poaceae. The record is from the annotation of a GenBank genome assembly.